CACAAGAUCAGCAAUUAAACCUGUUGUAGUUGCCCGACACUCAUGCUCCGGAAUUAUUCGAAGUGCAAAUAUUGAUAAAGUCGAUGAUGAAAGCGAAUUUUUCUUUUUCCGUACUAUGCUCACGACAGCGACCGCAACAAAGUAUCAAUCUUUUACAAUAAGUGAUUCUGAUUAUCUUCGUGCUACACAUGUUUCAUCCAUCAUGGAGCUCGUCCUGGCUUUAGAACAAAGCGGUGAAGAUACUCUUGUUGCCCUUCUUUUCGCACAGUAGCUCUAGCUUCCAAGAAGUUUUAGAGCGACGACGACAUGAAUCAGACCUAAUCUCGUUUUAUCUUCCCUUAUUUGAGUUAUUCCCCCAAGAACAAUUAGCGACACGUACACCUCCUACACGAUCAACAAGAAAUGUUCGGUCCCGCCCCGCCCUACCCGCCUGCGAAUGGGCAGCACCACAUGAUCGGUGGCACGAAGAAGGUUUACUCCGCCGUGGACUUGUUGAAGUCGAACGACGAGCUCCUUGCGGAACAGAAUCGAGAGGAGGACGCGUAUAAAGCCUCCGUGUGGGACAGGAUACUGAAGAACAAAAAACGGUCCCUUCAGCUCUUCGGCCCGGAAAACAUUGAUCCCGAGCCGCUGGACACGGUGGAUGUGCCAAAGUGGAAGGCCUUGAAGCUGGAUUUCAAGAGAUCAAACGAGUAUGGGUUGAUCGAAGAGAAGGUCGGGGUGAGGAGAGGUAUAAUUCAUUGGUGUUGAUGAAUGCGAUAUUUUUAUCGCUGUAUUUUUAUCCUAAUGUUGCUUUCUGUUACUGUGCUUGUCGAUGCCAUACUACAAAAGCAGGCUUCUACUCUAUUGUUUGCGUCUGUUCAUUUGAUACAGAUUUUACCAUUGUAUGAGGAGACCACGAUCACCAAAUCUCAACAAACCACUCACCCAGGCGGCGCCGGUAUCCCGGCCAUGCAAGCUUCCCUGACCGCCAUCGAGGGUCCCGCCGGUAUGCUUGCCCUGGAAUUCGGUGGCGCCACCGCGAGCAGCAGGAACAUUGAUCAGAAAACCACGCGUGUCAUCGCCCCGGACGCGAAAACCUCCGAAACCGCACUCGCCAUGCUCCCCCAGCCGGUCAACACCGUCGCGAAUGGACCUUCCAGCAAUAGUAAUCAGCAGCAACUCUCCCUCGCCCACCAGAUGGGCGGGAACGAAGCCGGGCCCGCGAAGCCACAAACUACUCCUGAUGAAUCGACCAAGCAAGCGAAUAAGAUCGUCCACGAUUCGCAAGUGCAACUUUCGAUUUACCGAGAGGGGGAUCAGAUCAUCAACUUGGAAAACCCCGAUCAGCGACUCCGUGCGUUAGAAAAACCGCAGUGGCAUAGGCCCUGGAAGCUACACAAAGUGCUAGCUGGUCACACCGGUUGGGUCCGCUGCGUCGCGGUUGACCCGUCGAAUGAAUGGUUCUGCACGAGUGGGCAAGACCGGCUGAUCAAAUUUUGGGACUUGGCGACGGGAACGUUGAAGUUGACAUUGACCGGGCACAGUUCCUGCGUCCGCGCAUUGGAGAUCUCGAAACACCACCCGUACUUCUACUCGGGAGGGGAGGAUAACGAGGUAUAGAAAAGAUGAGACUUAUUUCAUUGUGGCAAAAAAUUUUUGUCAUGCGCUUUUUGCACAAACGCCGUAAGAGCUCUAUUGCUAUCAUGCAACACAAAUUCACUUGAACAACUCAAUGCGCCUUAUUGCACCACCGCAUGACAGGUUCGCUGUUGGGAUCUGAACACAAACAAAAUCAUUCGAACCUACCACGGCCACCUCCAAGCGGUUUAUUCCCUGAAGCUCCACCCCACCCUGGACAUUCUCGCCUCGGGCGGUCGUGAUGGAACGGUCCGAAUUUGGGAUAUUCGGUCCCGAUCGCAGAUUUUCGCCUUAACCCACGAAGCCGCCGUCCACUGCUUGGCCAGUCAGGCCGCGGAGCCGCAGUUUAUCUCCGGGAGUGCGGAUAACACGGUAUACAUAGUUAGAAAGAUAGUACUAUUGCGCAUGCGCUGUAGUAGAUGUAUUUCACCCUGCAUGAGACGAGGGAAUGCAAACUAUAGAUACCGAUUUCUAAGUAUUUCGAUUUUCUCUUCUACUCGUCCUGCAUCUCUAUUGCGCAACAUCGACCUACUUCACAUGAGCAACAAAUCCUUAUCACAGGUGAAGCUCUGGGACCUUGCGGCCGGUAAAUCCAUGGCGGUUCUGACGAACCACAAAAAGUCCAUUCGCGCCGUCGCGAUCCACCCCAAGGAGUACACCUUUGUCUCCUGCAGUAACGCGCAGAACAAAGUCUGGCGGUGUCCAAAGGGCGUGUUUGAGCGCGACAUCUACGGCCACGACAGCAUCAUCAACGCCUGCGCGAUCCGGGAAAAUGAAGACGGAUCAAGUAUUUUAGUCGGCGGCGGAGACGACGGUUUUCUCCACUUCUGGGACUGGAAAACGGGGUACUUGUUUCAAUCCAUCGAGGGCAAGCCGCAGCCGGGGUCUUUGUCAAGUGAGAACGCGAUCUUCGGGAUGGCGUUUGACCAGUCACAGACCAGAUUAAUAACCGCGGAGUGCGAUAAGACGGUGAAGAUUUACAAACAAGACUUUGACGCGGAUGAAAAGUCGCACCCGAUCGGAAAUUGGCGCGGGUUUCUGUCGAAAAACAGGAAGAGGUGAUAGGACUGAUAAUUAUCCCGGUAUUUCUUGUGAAAGGAAGAGGGAAGAAGUAGAUUGUGCCGUAGAGGACAAACGUGAAUCUAGUAUCCUUUCUCGAACGUUGUGGCUAUUCAAAUCUCACCCAGGCGAGAAAAGUCUGAAAGCGGUAAAUCAAAAA
Molecule: messenger RNA, 2839 nt
Organism: Amoebophrya sp. A120
Lineage: Eukaryota; Dinophyceae; Syndiniales; Amoebophryaceae
Source: the annotation of a GenBank genome assembly